AUUUCUAUACUUGCUGACACAGAAGGUCUUUCAGAGCAAACUUGGGGAUGAAAUGGCAACAUGCAAACAGCAAGCGUUUGUUCUGGCAACCAAGUUUACCUGGAUAUUAUACUGUGCUGGGGCUGCUGCAACGCAAAUUCCUUGCACAGUUACAGUAAAUCAGCUUCAGUUCCUGGAAGCCAACAUUACAUCAAGCAACAUUACAAUACCGUGCACUUUUUCAACCAAAGGAUGCCCUAGCUCCUCCCCUACAGUCCUCUGGUUCCGGUAUCUGGCCCACACCCAUGAAGGCCUGUGCACGCCAAAAUGCACAAAGAGUGAGAAGUUCCAAGUGACCAGCACAGUGCCUGAAAACCAGGCUUCACUUCGGAUCAGCAACAUCACCAUAGAGGAUAGCGCCAUUUAUUUCUGUGGGGUCGCAUUUCCAGAUUCAAAUGACUUCACUUCCAAACAAACUGGGGAAGGAACCACAUUAACGAUAAGAGCAAGCAAGAAACACAGCCAAGGAGUCUAUGUUAUGACAACCAUUUCAUCGUUCCUGUUCUUCUACAUCGCUGCCAUACUUGCAACUUUUAAAUUCUUCUCCAAGCCCAAAACUAAGGAAACAGGGAGAGGAGGCCACAACGCUGGAAGCAAGGGAAGCGGACGAUCGAUUUCCCGAGCAAUAGCAGAGGAACUACGCAAAAAGAAACACAGGUUAAACUAUCGGCCUCGGCACUCAGAAAAGGAGACCAUCUACCAAAACAGGUGAAUCGUCACAGUACACACGCUAAGGCUGCCUGGAACAGAAUGCACUUCCAAACUCAGCUUGGGUGUUUAAAUGAUUGCAAGGAACUCUUUUUUUAAAUAAAUAAAUAUAAAUAUCA
Eublepharis macularius is the source of this 866-nucleotide messenger RNA. RefSeq names its product immunoglobulin superfamily member 6 (gene IGSF6). The transcript has 6 exons. NCBI's taxonomy places the organism in Eukaryota, Metazoa, Chordata, Lepidosauria, Squamata, Eublepharidae. The record is from RefSeq and is a predicted model, not a curated record. Bases 53 to 751 code for a protein of 232 amino acids.